CACAGCAGCCAGCUGCGCUCACGGGCUCCACCGCCACACAACCGCCCCGGGACCCCCUCGGCACCCGGCGGGAGCGGAGGCUCCGCCCUGACAAGGGGGGCGGUGCGAGGCCGCCCUGGCAACGGCUGGCGGCGGCAAGAUGGCGGAUGAGCUGGACCGCCUGCUGGAUGAGGUAGAACGGAGGUUCUGCCUCGUGCCGGAGCGGGGGGAAGCGGGCGGGGAUCAGAACCAGCACACGGAGCGGGCGGCGGCGGGCAGAUCAGCUGAAGUGUUAAUGGGCGCUGGCAGCGAUGAAGAUGAUAUUGAUGACAUUAUUGAUGAAAUCUGUAACGACAGCAGCUUUGCCAGAACACCUGUGAAAUUGAAGUCUGACUCCCCAAGUGUCACACCUGGAAGCAAUAGCGCUGUUGUACAGGCUCAUAGGAAAAGGUGCUGUCCAGUGUACCUGGGUGGAAGCUCUUCACCAAACGGCAUAGGAACGAAUAUUUCAAAAAGCACUUGGAGACUUCUGGUGCUUUUUCUGUCUUUGACCAGAACGUGUGACCAGCUGCGUUGUACUGCUUGUGACUUCCGUGUAUCGCUUUUCAAUGACUACAUCUGGGAUCAGUCCUGUGACUAUCUCUUUUUCAGGAAUAACAUGCCUGAGCUCAGCAAACUAAGAGCAAAGAUGAUAAAGAAGAAAGGAUCGCGAGCAUAUGCUUGUCAGUGCAGCUGGAGAUCCAUCGAUGAAUUAACUGACCUCCAAGCAGACCAGCAGCUUCGAUGGGUUUGUGGUAAACAUGCAGAAUGAAAUCCUCCUGUGUGUGGUACCUGCAGCUUUCUGACAGCUGAGUGAAACCUUCAUAUUUCUAUUUAGAAAUAGAUCAUAACACUCAGAGUUUUAUCCCAAAACUCUUUUUUUUUCCGCUUUGUCUUGCAAGCAGUAUGGGGAGUAGAAUUAUUAGGAGGAACAAUUUGGAGGUUUUGUGGAGACUGAAUAAAGUUAAAUCUUGUAUUCUGCAGCGUAAGGGAAAGGAAGAGGAAAAGGACAGAUUUAGACACAGAUAGAGCACCUUAAGCGUGUUCUUCCUAUCUAGUACGGUGCUUUUUGUCCCCUGGCUGCAGAAUGUUGGACUUGGAGAAAACAGUGGGCUGAGAUGCAGCCGUGACACACAGGCGUAUAAAUUCCUACACAGAAAUGAAUACUCUUUUGCUCUGCUCAUAGCUGCUAAUGAGCAAGUGGUUGUAGAUCUCUUAAAACUAUACUACAAGAUCAGCUCUCACCUCUAAGGUUUCAGCACACUCCCAACACUUUAUUUUCGCUGACAAUAGCCAAAAUCUGCAGGUGUUGGAAAUUUCCUUCCAAUUCACACUGCUUUCUUUAAGGCACUUUCUGCUGACUCAGGACUUUUACCACAGGGAAUUUCUUGGACUUCCCUUCAGCCUUCACUGCAAGAGAUGAACAGGUUAUUGUGCAACUAUUAAAUAUACAAUUUAAAAGAUA
Messenger RNA from Coturnix japonica (Japanese quail), 1483 nucleotides. The record is from RefSeq and is a predicted model, not a curated record. NCBI's taxonomy places the organism in Eukaryota, Metazoa, Chordata, Aves, Galliformes, Phasianidae.